Molecule: messenger RNA, 2520 nt
Organism: Jatropha curcas
Lineage: Eukaryota; Viridiplantae; Streptophyta; Magnoliopsida; Malpighiales; Euphorbiaceae
Gene: MYB3R-5
Product: myb domain protein 3r-5
Biological process (GO): regulation of DNA-templated transcription
Cellular component (GO): nucleus
Molecular function (GO): DNA-binding transcription factor activity, RNA polymerase II-specific; RNA polymerase II cis-regulatory region sequence-specific DNA binding
Source: RefSeq, a predicted model, not a curated record
AAAUAGGGGUUUUAGAGCUCAUGAAAAGGCAAAAGCUGUCUACAACGGCCUUUAACGGAGACGGUCGGUGCUAAUAUAUUCGUUACAUAUAAAUCUACUCUCUUCUAUUGUAUUAUUCUCUCUCUCAGUUUCAACGGGCGAGGAUUUUUCGAAGCAAAAGCGCUUUUGUUUUUCUGUUUUCUUCGCAAGAGAAACGUUUCAUUUAUCUUCUCUUCUCCCUUUGGCUCUAAAACGGGGACAGUUUCUAUUUCUCUUUUUGUCUCUCUCUUUGGAUGAGCUCGACUUCGAUUCCCGCCACUUCAGAGAGAUGCUUAUAGAAGAAAGAAGAUGGAUGAGGUGAAGAUAGAAGAGUGCUGCCUUGAAAAUAAGCAAUUAACAGCGGCUUCCAGCUCGUCUCUAUCUGAAGGAAGUGGCAGUGCUAUUCUCAAGUCUCCUGGAGUAUCCAGUCCAGCCACAGCUUCACCAACUCAUAAUAGGAGAACCACUGGGCCAAUUCGGCGAGCAAAAGGUGGCUGGACUCCAGAGGAGGAUGAGACAUUAAGAAAUGCUGUUGCUGCUUUUAAGGGGAAAAGUUGGAAGAAAAUAGCUGAGUUUUUUCCAGAUAGAUCAGAAGUGCAAUGUCUGCAUCGAUGGCAAAAGGUUCUUAAUCCUGAUCUUGUUAAAGGACCAUGGACUCAAGAGGAGGACGACAAAAUAACAGAACUGGUCGCAAAAUAUGGACCUACAAAAUGGUCAGUCAUAGCAAAGUCUUUGCCUGGUCGCAUAGGGAAACAAUGCCGUGAAAGGUGGCACAAUCAUUUGAAUCCUGAUAUUAAAAAGGAUGCUUGGACGUUAGAAGAGGAGUUGGCUCUCAUGAAUGCCCAUCGGAUACAUGGGAACAAAUGGGCUGAAAUAGCUAAAGUUUUGCCUGGAAGGACCGAUAACUCCAUCAAAAAUCACUGGAAUAGUUCCUUGAAGAAAAAAUUAGAUUUCUAUUUAGCUACUGGAAAACUUCCUCCAGUUGUCAAGAGUGAGAUAAUUUUUUCGUCUCGAAAACCUUCUUCAGUUGCAAAGAAUGGUAUCCAAAAUGGAAAUGACAAUAUUCAUAGGCCAACUGUCACCAAAACAAGUAAAGAAUCAGAUUCAACCGCGCAGACUUCAUCAGGAACUACUGAUGUAUGCAAGCUAGAAGAUGUCAAGGAUCAGUUGGAGUCAUCAGCUCCAAGGCGAGAUAUGGCAGCUUCUUCAAGUGUUCUUCCAAAUGAAUCUGCUGAUUCUGAAGGGGUAGAAUGUAAGCCCCAAUCUUUUAUUGCAGAUCUUAGUUGCUGUAAUUCAGAGUCACUACGGACAUGUGAGAAUUGUGGAAUCAACUGUGAAAUUGUUGAAGACAAAGUUAUUGGGUCUCAAUAUGGUUGUUUGUAUUAUAAGCCACCACAGUUAGAAACUUAUACUCCACUAGAUUUGGAUCCCUUUGUUAUACAUCAUUUGCAGCGUGAGUACAGUUCUAGCCCAAUGUCUUCUAUUAGUUUCUUCACUCCACCUUGUGUGAAGAGUAAUUAUUUAAAUGCUCAAAGCCCUGAAUCGAUAUUGAGAAUUGCUGCUAAGAGCUACCCCAACACUCCAUCCAUAUUUCGAAAAAGAAAAAUAGGAAGUCAAGUACACUCAGUUCCCAGUAAAAUUGGGAAAGGAGGUCAGGAAUCUGUUGAAGACAGGUUACAGAGAACUGAGAGAACUCCAGAAAAGAUUGAGUCUCAAGAUGGAAGUUCUUGUUACAGCCCUCAUCCAGAUGAUAACACCAUUGGAUGUAACGGUAAAGCUUUCAAUGCAUCGCCACCGUACAGGUUGAAAUCCAAGCGAACUGCUGUUUUCAAAUCUGUAGAGAGGCAGCUUGAGUUUACUUUUGAAAAUGACGGAUGUGACGGUGCCAAAUCUGUGGGAUUAUCUGCGAAAGGGAGCUCCCUCGUCAGUGAAGAUUGUUCUCAUGCAACGAAGAUGGGAGUAACCUAGAGCAUAACCUGGAUCUAGAAUGGACAUACUCUUGAAAGGUUGGAUGAACAGGGACAAAAAUCAUAAAGCUGUUCGAUCUUGGUGGUAACUGGAUUUCAAAAUCAUAAGGCUGGUUGAACAGGGACAAAUUUGGAUACGCUCGUUAAUGCAUGUCUUCAACACUGGUCUAAGUCGAUCAUCUUCCAAUUUAGACAAUUGCACCCCUUUUUUUGUGUACAUGGGGGACUUCUGUUUUCCAUUACACCACCCUGAGCCAAAACCACUGGCAGAAGACUUGUGGUAUGUGUAGAAUAAGAGAUUAUAUGUCCCAAUUGCUCUUGGGUAAAUAUCCACUGUAACAGCUUUGUACAGACCCCACUUUUAGAGAAGAAAUGAUGCUCAAGAGAGAAGCCUUUUCUUUUAUCAAGUUUUUUCAGUUUAGAGAAGAAAUGUGCAGUACUUUGCAUGGAUGUGCACUUUUCCCAGAACUGCUUAUAGUGCACAAUUGAUUUUUGGGAAUCAAAAUGGGAAUACAAUUUUUUUUUUAGAACUUUA